AGCUCUACAUGUGGUGAACACAAGCUGACACACACAUCCGCACCUCGUGGGGACAUCUAAGCUUCGGAGAUUGGAAAAAAAAAAAGAAAUAAUAAUAAAAAAAACCUCUUCCUCACGACCCCCUAUCGGGAAGUGUGACAAAGUCAUGAUUGGUUUUAUGGAAUAAUGGGCAUUAGUUUCCACCUGGGAUAACCUGAAUUGAUGGAGCAGGACCUAGGUGUAGAUGUGCUGGCUGCGUGCACGGAGACAUUGUGUGGCUCAGUCGGCAGCCGAUUGGCUAGUAGCAGUAGACAGUUCUUUGAAGCGAGCUCACAAAGCUGAGGCGGUGAAGAGGGAAGCAUCAAGCCUGAGAAGAACUAGCAGCGAACAGAGCAGAUCCUCACUCUGCAACAUCACUACUGGGAUCCAGGGUCUGGUGGAAGUAACUCUCCUCACAAUCCCCAGAGGAGGACCAUUAUGACAACUUGGCCCGAGGAAGCUCUCUCUUUAGCCUCAUUGAGCAUCUCAUAUACGGACCCGGCCGAGGAAGCUUUUUGCCUUUAAAGAGAAGAAGAUUUAACCAAUUUAUUGGCAAUUCACAGGUUGCCGAGAAGAAGCAAGAUUCCAUGUCAGUGCCCUUGCACUUUGCACGUGGUGAAUCUUGAAGUGGGAAAAGACAAAAAGUGUUAUCACGGUCACACAACGCUAGGAGAACCUUUCAGAACAUUUUAGGGAAUCUAAGAGCAUAUCGAAGCUGAAAAAAAAAAUGUCAGACCAAGAGAUUGACGACUUUGAUGUGGACAGCAUAUCGGACACCUCGAGAAUGAUCCCGGGGCUCCCACCUUAUAACAUGGAAGACCAGCUCUUGCCCAUGGAGUCCCGCAGCAGGUGGGGGUGCUGGAUUUGGACUGUGUUUGUUUCUGGAGCGAACUUUUUGGCUUUUCUGGUUAACUUAAUAAUCCUGGCUGUCAUAUUCACCAUCGUGUUGACUCCGACCAUCGUGGUGGUUUACUUUGGAUUUAAAUGCCAUUCAAGGGUCCUACAUUCUGAUGCCUCCUACUGCAGGACCCUUCUAGAUGACAACAGCUCCUCUGCCCUCAUCAUCCUCGGCUUUGUUAUGAUGUCUCCUCUCAUUGUACUGGCCAUGGCUGUUUACUGUGGCCUUGCCCGACGUCUCCGUCUCUUCAUGCUGUUCCAGCCUUACACCAGAGCUCUGUACAAGGGGGUUCGAUGGAGGUGGUAUGAAGAGGGUGGGAUAUGCAGCUGUGUGAGGGAAUGGAAUAAUCAUGUGAAGGCUUGGGUAUAAUGGCAUUAUAAAACUGUGGCUCCUUAUCUGAAUAAUUGUCUAAAAGGAUGGUCCAUGGAAGCUGGAAGAGCCGAGCCUGAAGGUGCAAGGACAUUGAAUGAACUUUUGAUCCACUGGAAUCUGAUACAAUACAUUGAAGCUAACAUUGUAGUUUGCUGGAUAUCGAGCCUCACGCCCAUUGUAACCUGAAAGUGUGAUAAUAUCUUAUUGUUGUACAGUAUAUAAAGUAGAACAUGCUUUCUUAUUUAUUUUAUUUAUCUAUACAAAUACAUUGUAUACUUAUGUAUAAUACAUCUACACUCACUCAAUUUCUCUGGAUGUAGAUGUAUGCAAUGAGGAUCCUAUAUUAUCGUGAUGCCCCCAGAUGCUUUAAUGGUUCAAUAACUUGUCGAUCAGUAGAAAGGCUCAGUAAUGAGCUACUGGAGAGCAAGGGUCACAUAAACAGUUCUUGUACAUGGGGCCCUCUGGUGUUACCCAACCACUUGCCCAAGGCAUGUACCCAAAGUUAUACCCUAUCCUAAUUUUAGCCUUUUAGCCUAUUAUCAUAUAGCAAAGGGCUUCAGCCUGUAGCUCCACAAGGUUCUCUAGCUGGCCCAUGCCCUGACACUAUAAUGGCUCCCAAAGGUCCAUCAGAAGAAAACCCUGGUGAUUCUGGUGAACCUAGGGGGGGAGUUGAUUUUACUAUACUGACAACAUACUGCAUAUGCAAAGAUAAUGCAGUGAAAUAUAGGCAUGUUCUGUGUAGAUGGAGGAUGCAUGAAUGUGCAUGAACAACAUAUAGACUUAAGGGGUACUCUGCUGCCCAGGCGUUCGGAACAUUUAGUUCCAAACGCUGGGUGCAGGCUGCGGAGGUCGUGACGUCACGGCCACACACCCUCAAUGCAAGUCUAUGGGGAAGGGGCGUGGCAUCCCCUAGACUUACAUUGAGGGGUCGUGGCCGUGACAUCACUACCCCCAGCAUUCCGCACUCAGUGUUCAGAACUAAAUGUUCCGAAUGCUGGGGCAGCGGAGUACCCCUUUAGUCCUCUCCUACUGUGAAUAGGAUGGGAGCUAGGUGUUCAUCAUAGAGCCCUCCUUCAUGUCUCCCUCACUGAAGUGCCAUCUAAUCCAGUCUGGUACACUGUAAAGAAGAGCUGUUAAAGGGUUACUCCGCUCCCCAGCAUCCGGAACAUAUAGUUCCUGAACGCAGUGUGCGGGCUUCCAUGUUCACGCCCACCCCCUCAAUGAAAGUCUACGGGAAGGGGGCGCGACAUGACGGGGUGUGACGUCAUGAGGGGCCGGGCGUGAACACGGAAGCCCGCACACAGCGUUGAACACAUCAAUGUUCCGGGCGCUGGGGAGCGGGGUAACCCUUUAAGUUCCACCCUUGUCUGACAACAUUUAGUUUUCAUGGUAGGAUGGGACAGACAAUGACCAUGGUUGAGGAGCCACAGGGACAUGUCAAAACUUUCGAUUAGCCAGUUGAGUGUUCAGACUCCCACCGUUCUCUAAUGUAACCAGGGCAAUUGUAUGGUCAAUAGCUUUAGUCUCCGGAUCCCUCUGGUCUUUUUCUCACUGCACAGGAUGAGCCCCAUAGACUUAUAAUGGUUUUCGCUUCGUUCAGCAAGAUAAAAACUGCAAGGACCUGGGGAGUAAAUCUCAUAUCUGCACGUUCAGGGGUCCUGAUUCUCCUGUCUGAUGCGGUACUCACAUGUGCACACUGCUACUCCACUGACUGUCUAUUGGACUGCCGAAGAUAGCCAAGUACAGUUCUUGUCUAUCUUUUUCACUCCUGUGAACAAAGUAUACAAUAAAGAAGGUUGCAGCAGCACUCCUGGUCAAAAAAUGGAGGCUCUUAGUGCACUUUUUGAUCAAAACGUGUCCUCCACCAGCAUGCGGAGGGGGCCUCACUUCAGAUGGGACCCUAACACUCUCAUUCCACUCACCUCUGCUGGUCAUAUAGGCUCUGACUGGGUGACAUGCAGGAUUUUGCUGUGCAAGUUGGAGGGAGUGGCACCAUCUUAGCUGUGCACUUGCAUGCUGUGCAGGAAUGCAUGGUAACUGAGUUACUGCACUUUUUCCACAGCAUGAACACUGUCCCCAUUAGUAGGACCAGUCCUUGGGUGGAAAUCUUGGCUUGAGUUCCCCCUGCGUGUAUCCCUCCCUGUUCACAGGAGGUUUUUUAAAUUGGUUGGGGAUCCUGCAUGUCACCCAGUCAGAGACUACAUGCCCAGCAGAGGUGAGGGAAAUGAGUGUGUUAGGGUCCCAUCCGAAGUGAGGCCCCCUCUGCGUGGUGAAAUGGAGACACAUUUUGAUCAAAAAGUACGCUAAGAGCCUCCAUUUUUUACCAAAAGUGUAGCUGUAACCUUCUUUUUUGUAUACUUUGUAUUAGCCCCAGCAGCGUGCACCUGUGUAUAAGGUAGUGGUGCUGUUUUUUUUUGUUUUUUACUCCUGUGAACAGUCAAUGAAGUGGAGCGUACAUGCAGGACCAACCACUCCAUUCCAACAGGAGACUCUCUUAAGAUUGAGGGAAGAUCCCACUGCAUUUAAUGGUUGGAUAGAGCUUAAAUAAGACCUAAAAUAACAGAGCAGAAAGAGUGUGAUAAAUUGGAGAACAUCCGAGAGAACUACAGGAGUAUUGUUUCUAUAGUCUCCUAUAAAAUGUCCUCUCCACAUAUCAGCAAGGGUGAGAAAGUAAUCUCUAUUAGUGUCAAACUUUAAAAGCCCCUAUGAAGGGGUUGUCCAUUCCAGUCAACUCCUCAAUGAUCCUCUAGUCCCUGUAUAUUCAGAUCAACUGAUGAAGUUUUGCUCGGUCAUACAUCUCCCCUCUAGUAUUUCAUGUUUUCCAUUUAAAUAAAUGGCUUGCCAUGUUAUACAUAUACAUGUACAGGUUGGGUCCACCAAGUGGUACUAUGUUCUGUAUCAUAAAGAAGGGGUCCCAAACAAAAGACUACCCCAUUUAUGAUGUCUUCACAGGGCAUAUGUUAUAUUAACUGUCUAUGAUGUACCAUGAAAAUUUCCAUUCUUAAGACUUCUAAUAUUUAUUUUGUAUUUAUUAUGUAAGUAGUGGUUGUACAGUCAUUUCCGGUGAUAGAAUCUACAUUAUAUGAAACCAUAUCUCUCCUUUUUCCACUGUGUUAUUAAUAUAAGGUAUGUUAUGCUGUAGCUUGCAGUAAAAGCACACAGAAGUAGCACAAUUUGCAAUGUAAUAUUUUAUUAAAGUGAAAUAAGCACCAAAUCAAUACACGGCA
Messenger RNA from Hyla sarda, 4515 nucleotides. RefSeq names its product transmembrane protein 88B (gene TMEM278). Lineage: Eukaryota; Metazoa; Chordata; Amphibia; Anura; Hylidae. Gene Ontology annotation, molecular function: PDZ domain binding. The coding region runs from base 746 to 1285 and encodes 179 amino acids. Gene Ontology annotation, cellular component: plasma membrane. The record is from RefSeq and is a predicted model, not a curated record. The transcript is spliced from 2 exons.